CCAGAUCCGGUGCAAAGGUUCUCCACAUACAUUGGCGUUUCAGGGUGCUAUCUGCCUCUGAGCUUCACCAAAAAUGACCGAAUGGACAAUCAACUCGAACGAAGCGCUCACGCUUUCCCUUGUCCGAUCACCUGCCGACAAAGCAGUCCUCGGAGAAGACGAGACGUAUGAGGACUUUCACCCCACAUUCACGUAUCCAAUAUACGGAGACGAUGAGAAGAUAUACGGAUACCAAGACCUUAUUAUUGAUCUCCGAUUCGCUUCCGGUUCCCUUGCAACUUUUCUCAAAGUAUCUUCGUCAGCGACUCUGCCAUCAUCCUCUACUGCUGCUGUCAUCGACGAUCCCUAUAACACCCUCAUGAAGUUCCUCCCUGAAGACACAUACAAGACCGAGGAGGCGUUCAUGGGACGGGCUGAGACUGAGGCGGAUAUGUUCAAACCGUAUGGAGAGAAGGUGUCCGAUUAUCAACGGCCUGCGCCGGGGAGUGGUGCCACGCCUCUGGGAGAGAUCGCGGGCAAUGCUGGUGAAGUGGGCGGAGGAGAGGACGUCAUAACGUAUGAAAUCUGGCAUGCAACCUGGGAUACACCGGGGUUCCGAGAAUAUCAUCGACGAAUGCAGAUAUUCAUCUUGUUGUAUAUUGAAGCUGGUUCGUACAUCAACGAGGAAGAAGACUCGUGGGAAUUCAUGGUCCUUUAUGAAAAGCGUAAGCGACGAGAUGCGGCAAGGACAGAAACAUAUCAUUUCAUGGGAUAUUCUUCCUUGUAUCCGUUUUGGUGCUUCCCAGAGCGAGUGCGCCUGCGCCUGAGUCAGUUCAUUAUUCUUCCGCCAUAUCAGCAUAAAGGGCAUGGUUCCGGCCUCUAUCAAGCGAUAUAUAACUAUGUCCUUUCGAAACCCGUGAUCUCUGAGCUGACCGUGGAAGAUCCUGCCGAAGCAUUUGAAGACCUUCGCGACCGAAACGACCUCAAAAUGCUUAUAUCACACGAGCAAUUCAUGCGCGAGGCGUUCGGAGAGAAGGGUGCCGGAGUUUCGAGUGGUGGAGGAAGGGUGGCGAGGAAGAAGGCGGUCACUAGCGGAAAGAAGGACAAGGGUAGAUUAAUUCCCCCUGCAGACAGGGCGUGGGUGGAGAAGUGGAGGAAAGAUCUCAAAGUUGCGGGACGACAAUUCAGUCGCCUAGCGGAGAUGCUGAUCCUCUUACAUCUAGAUACGACGAAUACACUUGCCGUUAAGGCUUUCCGGCUGCAAGUCAAGGAGCGAUUAUAUCGUUUCAACUUUGAGGUCUUAGUCCAACUAGAAGACCAAGAAAAGCACGAGAAGCUGGAAGAAACCUAUCAAAGCGUCAUAGAAGACUACCGGCGGAUUCUCGACAUGGUGCGGUAGCGUCACAGGCAUCGAUAUGUGUGCAGCUGUGUUGGACUAUGGUAUGGUCGUCCAUGACAAGCAAAUCGAUACUUUGGCUCAAACUCGGCGAGCUUGCAACGUUUUUACUCUCUGGUGGCCAUUGAUGUCAUUAUCAGACGUUCAUUAUCUUUCGGGAAGUCUUCAUACCAGUUUCACGGCGUAUUUCCUGUUCCUUUUGUCACAUCUUAGCCCAUAUGUAUCGAUUAACAUUUGUCAGGCACACCACCUGAACG
Messenger RNA from Stereum hirsutum FP-91666 SS1, 1632 nucleotides. Its product is annotated as histone acetyltransferase type B catalytic subunit. Gene Ontology annotation, cellular component: nucleus. Gene Ontology annotation, molecular function: histone binding; histone H4 acetyltransferase activity. The coding region runs from base 74 to 1378 and encodes 434 amino acids. The record is from RefSeq and is a predicted model, not a curated record. NCBI's taxonomy places the organism in Eukaryota, Fungi, Basidiomycota, Agaricomycetes, Russulales, Stereaceae. The transcript has 11 exons. Gene Ontology annotation, biological process: subtelomeric heterochromatin formation.